Molecule: messenger RNA, 2548 nt
Organism: Camelus dromedarius (Arabian camel)
Lineage: Eukaryota; Metazoa; Chordata; Mammalia; Artiodactyla; Camelidae
Product: testis-expressed protein 13D
Exons: 1
Coding region: 528-2276 (582 amino acids)
Molecular function (GO): mRNA binding
Source: RefSeq, a predicted model, not a curated record
GUAUUGAAGGUAUUAAGUCGUAUCUGAGAACUAUGGGAGAUGGAACUGAGAUGAAAGUAGAACUGCACUCACCUAUGCAUCUCCACCAAGUUAGGAAUUCUUUCCACCAUGCUGGAAAGAAGUUCUUAGAAACGGCUUCCCAAGUUCUUAGAAACGGUAAAGCCUCUAGAGGCUCACUGCGGUACCCAGCGUGGCUUCCGGUCCGCUGGCCCCCCAGGGAGAGCUCUUCAGGAAAGCGGGUCCCAGCAGGCCUUGCGAGGUGACUUGGCGCUCCCCGUGACGCGUCACACUGCCGUCAGCCCAGUUGGGGUUGGCGUGGUGAGGGCACCUUCUUUACUCUCUGUGAGGAAAGUUGGAGCGUGAGGGAGGCAAGAGGCAAGGAGGCGGCCAGGACUGACGUAGGACCGAAAGAGGACUGAGCCGGGAGGUGAGGAGCGGGCUCGGUGGCCGCCGCAGCCUCUACUGGCGGAGCGGCCGCGAGGGCGGCGUCUCCCGUGAGGCGGUCGGUUGACUAGGCCGCAGCGGCCAUGGCCUUGGACUUUGGGGACCACGCCAGUGGGUUCCGCCACAACGAGGUGAUCAGGUUCAUCAACAAUGAGGUCCUCAUGAAUGGGGGCGGCCCCGAUUUCUACGUGGCCUUCCGCUCGCUGCCCUGGAAUGAGGUGGAGGAUCGGCUCCGGGUGGUCGUGGCUGACCCGCAGGUGCCGCAGUCCCUCAAGAGGGCCUGUGCCUGGAGCGCGCUGGCCCUGAGCGUGCGCAUGGGGGCGAGGCAGCGGGAGCAGGAGGCCCGCCAGGUCCAGCGGCUGCAGGACCAGGUGGAGGAGCGUGAGGCGGUUUCCUGGGCUCUAGCCUCUGAGCUACAGCGCCUGCGCGCGGAGCGCGAGGCGGUGGUUGCGCAGCUGCGCUUCACGCAGGCCGCCCUGCAACAGGCGCUGAAUGAGCGCAAUGUGCUUUGUGGGCAGCAGCUCCAGGCUGAGAGAUCCACCGAGGGUGCCCCAUUGGCCCAAGAGAUGGUGUUUGGGCCUCGAGCUGAGCAGCUUGGUACUGCAGCAUGGUCCCUGAGUGCAGAGCGGCAAAGAGAUCUGGUGGCCAUGGCGAUGCAUGGCAGGCUGUGUUUUGAGGCUCAGAUGCCAGCCCCAAGGGCUGUUCUUUACGUGCCGGGGCCCCUAAGUCCCUGGGUCCAGGCAAUGCAGUCCCCUCUGCCAGUGCAGAUGCCAUUCCCAUUUCCAUUCCAUGCACCAUUUCCAAUGGGAUUCCCAUUCUUGCCACGUAUACCACCAGCAGUAGUCAUGGAUGCAGAAUCUGCAGUAGUCCCACUUCAGAUGCCUCCUCCACGGGUCUACCCACCUGGCCCAUGGCCUGCAGUGGGCUUCCAGGAGGAGAUGGCCCCACUGUGGGACCAGAGGAGCUACAGCCAGGGGGAAGAUCCUAAGAUUCCCCAGGAUACAGUCCCCUUAGGGGACACCAGAAAUAUUAACCAGGAAGAAGGUCCUGAGAGGCCCCAGGGGGCGAUUCCCCUUGGGGAGAGCUGGAGCCACAGCCAGGAAGAAGGUUCAGAGAGCACCCAGAGGUUGAUCCCCCUGGGGAAUAUUUGUAGCCACAUCCAGGAAGAAGGGCUAGACAGGCCCCAGGGGAUGGUCCACCUUGGGGAUAGUCGGAACCUCAGCCAGGAAGAAGGUCUAGAAAGGCCCCAGGGGAUGGUUCCCCUGAGAGAUAGCUGGAGCCUCAGGCAGGAAGAAGAUACAGAGAGGCCCCAGGGGAUGGUACCCCUGAGAGAUAGCUGGAGCCUCAGGCAGGAAGAAGAUACAGAGAGGCCCCAGGGGAUGGUACCCCUGGAGGCCAGUGGGAGCUACAGCCAGGAAGAAGUUCCAAAAAGAUCCCAGGGGACUGUUCCCCUAGAGAGCAGUAGAAGCCAGAGCCAAAAGGAAGACCAGGAGAGGCCCCAGGAGGCUGUCCCCCUGGGGGGCAGCAGAAGCCAGAGCCAGGAAGAAGGUCCACAGAGGCCCCAGGCGACCCCCCAGCAGGACAGCUGGAGCUGUGGUGGGAGAGAAAACCCAAAGAAACAUCAGCCCCAGGGCCAGAAAACCAAGCAGCCCAAAGGGAAAAAAGCCUCAGAAUCACACCAGCAGGAGAAGUCUGCCUCAGGUUGCAGUUCAGUGAAUUGGGUGUGCACAUGGUGUAAAGCAAUGAAUUUCUCCUGGCGCAAGUCCUGCUAUAAAUGCAAGAAAGUCUGCAUGGCAGUUCAGGGAUGCCUGGACCCAGGACAAACUCACUGAUUUCAGGAAGGUAAGUAAGAAUGGAAACACUCCAAAGUAAAACCAAUUUCCUAAGACCACCACCACUCCUUCUGAUCAAAAAGUAACUCAUUUAUUUCACGGAUAAUUUGAAACCAAAAUUAUGACAUAGAAAAUUAAAUAAAAUAAUUCAUUAUCCCAUUACCCAAAAUAACAACUUUUUAUCAUCAUGGGUACAUAUGCACACAUAAAUACAUAUGUAUUUGUGUUCUUUUUUUUCAUUUCUUGAACAAAGAGGGACUGCUCUUGAGUAU